UCAAAUUCUUAACGCAUAUAUAAACAGCAAAAGUUCAGUCACAAGUAGUCUCCCAAACAUUUCAAAACUUUUGCAGCCAUAUGGGUUCACUUCAAAGCGAGACUAAUAAUACAUUUGGCGUAAUAAUGGAGCUUCAGCAGCUCGAUAUAGCCAAUGACGACGCUGCUCUUAGUAAUCGUACAACUGAUCAUCAUCAUCAUCAGAUCAAAACAUCAUCUGAUCAGAUGGUCCUCAACACUCCUGAUCCUCCAACCUUCUGGCAUGAGCUUCUUUCAACAAUCAAAGAGCCUCUGUGUUCCAAGAAAAAAGAAAAUAUUCAUACCAAAAAUAUUAACCAUUGUUCUUCGUUCCUUCUGACUCUUUUUCCCAUCCUCCGAUGGGGAAGGCAUUACAAGUUGUCUAUGUUCAAAAAUGACUUCAUGUCUGGUUUAACUCUGGCUAGUCUUAGCAUUCCUCAGAGCAUAGGAUAUGCAAAUCUAGCAAAGCUUGAUCCACAGUACGGCCUCUACACAAGCGUUGUCCCACCUCUAAUUUAUGCACUAAUGGGGAGCUCAAGAGAUCUAGCCAUAGGACCAGUAGCUGUGGUUUCAUUACUAAUAUCCUCUUUGGUUCCGGAGAUUCAAGACCCUGCAACUGACCCUGUAGCCUACACCAAGCUUGUUUUCACUGUCACCUUCUUUACAGGGGUUUUCCAAGCUUCCUUUGGAUUCUUUAGAUUGGGUUUUCUGGUGGACUUUCUUUCUCAUGCUGCAAUUGUGGGAUUCAUGGCCGGAGCAGCCAUCGUUAUUGGUCUUCAACAACUUAAGGGUCUACUUGGGAUUACUCACUUUACUACCAAAACUGAUGUGGUCUCUGUGUUGAAAUCCGUUUUCAGAUCACUAUUGCACGAGCCAUGGCACCCUUUGAACUUUGUCCUCGGUUGUUCAUUCCUGAUUUUUCUCCUAAUUGCCAGACAUGUUGGUAGAAGAAAUAAAAAACUCUUCUGGUUGCCAGCAAUAGGACCUUUAAUAUCAGUUGUAUUAUCCACUCUAAUAGUGUACUUAACAAAAGCUGAUAAGCAUGGAGUGAAUAUAGUAAAACACAUCGAUGCAGGCAUUAAUCCAAUCUCUGCUACAAAACUACAGCUCACGGGUCCACAUGUGGCACAAGCUGCCAAAACAGGACUCAUUUGUGCUAUCAUUGCUCUCACCGAGGCAAUCGCUGUGGGUCGAUCUUUUGCUUCCAUUAAAGGAUACCAUCUCGAUGGUAACACAGAAAUGGUAGCCAUGGGUUUUAUGAACGUUGCAGGAUCUCUUACUUCAUGCUAUGUGGCUACUGGCUCGUUCUCAAGAACAGCAGUGAACUUCAGCGCAGGGUGUCAAACAGUGGUGUCCAAUAUAGUAAUGGCCAUAACUGUGAUUUUGUCACUAGAAUUGCUAACAAAGCUCUUGUACUACACUCCCACGGCGAUCCUGGCUUCUAUCAUUCUCUCAGCUCUUCCUGGUCUCAUUGACAUUAACGAAGCCCUUCAUAUCUGGAAAGUUGACAAACUAGAUUUCCUCGCUUGCAUUGGUGCUUUCUUUGGUGUUUUGUUCGCCUCAGUUGAGAUCGGUCUACUAAUUGCGAUAAGCAUAUCUUUUGGAAAGAUAUUAUUACAUGCAAUUCGACCAGGGGUGGAGUUGAUUGGGAGAAUUCCAAGAACAGAUAUGUUCUGUGAAAUCACCCAAUAUCCAAUGGCUACAAAAGCUCCACCGGGCAUCUUGACCAUCAGCGUCAACACUGCCUUACUUUGUUUUGCUAAUGCUAAUUUCGUAAGACAAAGGAUAAUGAGAUGGGUGAAAGAAGAAGAGGAAAAUAAUGGUACAGAAGAGUCGACUCGUGUAAAGGAAAGAGUUCAAGUAGUUAUCCUUGAUUUGUCCAUCGUGAUGAAUAUUGACACUUCGGGAAUUUCCGCACUAGAAGAACUUCACAAAAAUUUGCUUUUGCAUGGAAUAGGAUUAGCAGUGGCAAAUCCAAAAUGGCAAGUGAUUCACAAGCUAAAAUUGGCCAAGUUUGUUGACAAAAUUGGAAAAGAGAGGAUUUUCUUGACGGUAGGUGAAGCUGUAGAGGGAUGUCUUGGAUCUAAAUUAGUGGCUAAUUCUGAAAUUAUUAACUGUUAAUUAGAUUUAGAUGCAUGACCUGUAGUCCGUCACUCUAUGAGUACUUAUAAUAGUUUCCAAAGCUACAUAUAUGUCUAGCAUUUUGUGGGGGAUAUAUAAUUAUGAUAUGGUAGCUUUGAGUUUUGUCAGAAAAAUAUUGUAAAAAUAAUAAUGAAUAAUAAAAGUAAAAUAAAAGAAGGUGAUUACAAUAUAA
Messenger RNA from Humulus lupulus (European hop), 2331 nucleotides. RefSeq names its product low affinity sulfate transporter 3-like. Gene Ontology annotation, biological process: transmembrane transport. The coding region runs from base 81 to 2138 and encodes 685 amino acids. Lineage: Eukaryota; Viridiplantae; Streptophyta; Magnoliopsida; Rosales; Cannabaceae. The record is from RefSeq and is a predicted model, not a curated record. The transcript is spliced from 12 exons. Gene Ontology annotation, molecular function: secondary active sulfate transmembrane transporter activity. Gene Ontology annotation, cellular component: membrane.